UGUGACGUCGCGCGCUCGAGAAAACUUGAACAUCAACUUUCCACCUCAUUGACAAUGGCAGACUUCGGGGGAUACCCGCCAAAUAUGGCGCCGCAAGAUGCGCUCAUAGUUCGAGAGCAAGAGGGACCUAACCACGCUGUGGUACCCUACACGGCUGAAGAUCUGUCGCGUCCCCAACUCGGUCCCUCGAACCCAUUCAAGGACGACUCAAACGUGCUGAAGCGCAAGAAUAUCCUUACCGGCCAUGCAGAGGAGACAUUCGUCAGCGAGCACACAUUUCGAAGCAAGCAUCGAGCAGUCGAACGGAAAGGAGGCCCACAAAGAGAGUACCAGACCAGCGCAGAGAGCAAGGCAGAGGCUGCCAGGAUACGUGCCGGGAGGGAAAAGAAAGGCGACGCAACCAUUGCCGAAGGCCCCGGGGCUUACGUUGGGCCAUGGGCCAGGUACAAGCGGCCCGAGUACGAGGUGGUGGGAGAGGACGAGGAGCUCGCCAGCGACGAAGAAUACGAGAUCGUGGAGGAGGAGGAGGAUGUCGUCGAGAGCGGAACGGUGGUUCAGGCACCGGCUGGAGCCUUGGCGCGACGAAAGGAAAUCGAAGAGAUUGGUGACGAAACGACGACGUUCCACGGUUCCGCCGAAUUCGAUUACCAAGGCCGGUCGUAUAUGCACGUUCCUCAAGACCUGGAUAUCGAUCUACGAAAGGAGAUUGGAAGCGUCACCAACUAUAUCCCCAAGAAGCAGGUUCACUCUUGGAAGCACCACACCAAAGCCGUUACUGCGCUACGCUUCUUCCCCAACUCUGCCCACCUACUACUUUCAGCCAGCGCCGACACCACUGUCAAGAUCUUCGAUGUCUUUCACGAUCGCGAGCUGCUGCGCACGUACUCUGGUCACUCCAAGGCGAUUUCCGAUAUUACCUUCAACGCCUCAGGCACUCAGUUCAUAUCUUGUUCAUAUGAUCGCAUGAUGAAGCUUUGGGACACUGAGAAGGGUGUGUGUAUCAGCAAGUUCACGACUGGCAAGACACCUCACGUGGUCAAGUUCAAUCCAGAUCCUGAGCACUCCAACGAAUUCCUGGCUGGCAUGUCAGACAAGAAGAUUGUUCAGUUUGAUAUCCGAACCCCCAACGAGGUGGUGCAGGAGUACGACCAUCAUUUGGCAGCCAUCAACACCAUCACCUUUGUUGAUGAUAACCGCCGUUUCAUGACUACAUCCGACGAUAAGUCACUUCGAGCCUGGGACUACAACAUUCCCGUCCCUAUCAAGUACAUCGCAGAGCCUGACAUGUACCCCAUGACGCGCGCUGCUCCCCACCCUAGCGGCAAAUACGUCGCCUAUCAGAGCUCCGAUAACCAGAUCCUGAUAUUUGGCGCCAACGACAAGUUUCGCCAGAACCGAAAGAAGAGCUAUCGCGGACACAAUAAUGCGGGCUUGGCUAUUGACCUGGACUGCAGUCCGGAUGGUCAGUUCCUGGCUUCGGGUGACUCGGCCGGCUACGUGUGCUUUUGGGACUGGAAGACAUGCAAGAUGUACCAUAAGCUGAAGGCGGGCCACCAGGCCAUCACCUGCGUCAAGUGGAACCCACAGGAAACUAGCAAGGUGGCGACGGCAGGCCUAGAGGGUGAAAUCAAGUACUGGGAUUAAACAAGGGUUAUACAGAACUUCUAGGCGUAGGAGAGGGAGCAUGGCACGGCGUUUAGGAAUAUGAUGUUAAUAGAUGAAAUGUGCAAAUUGGUAUAUUACUCCG
Messenger RNA from Ilyonectria robusta, 1747 nucleotides. RefSeq names its product WD40-repeat-containing domain protein. Bases 55 to 1644 code for a protein of 529 amino acids. Gene Ontology annotation, cellular component: catalytic step 2 spliceosome. Gene Ontology annotation, molecular function: protein binding; mRNA binding. Gene Ontology annotation, biological process: mRNA splicing, via spliceosome. The record is from RefSeq and is a predicted model, not a curated record. The transcript has a single exon. NCBI's taxonomy places the organism in Eukaryota, Fungi, Ascomycota, Sordariomycetes, Hypocreales, Nectriaceae.